Molecule: messenger RNA, 153 nt
Organism: Neurospora tetrasperma FGSC 2508
Lineage: Eukaryota; Fungi; Ascomycota; Sordariomycetes; Sordariales; Sordariaceae
Exons: 2
Coding region: 1-153 (50 amino acids)
Source: RefSeq, a predicted model, not a curated record
AUGAUCAUCUACGGAAUGUGUUCCGCGGAGAUCCAACAACAACAACGACAACAGCAACAACAACAACAACAACAACAACAACAACAACAACAACAACAACAACAACAACAACAACAACAACAACAACAACAACAACAACAACAACAACAAUAA